CCGGAGGCCUAGUAGUCGCGCGCCUGUUGGGAGAAUGGUGGGGCGGCGGCGGCGGAGCCGGCUCCUCCUCCCGCCGCCGCUGCUGCUGCUGCCGGCCCUCCUCCUCCUCCUCGGCUUCCUGCUGCCGGGAGCAUCGGCCCAGCGUGUGCAUCAUACUUUUGACAAUAUUAAAGAAAUGCAGAUUGCUCUGAACCCAACUAUGACUGUGCAGAUUUCAUCAGAGACAGCAGACAAUCUUCAAGCUCUAGAACCUUCUCAUAUAUUUGAAGUGGAAACAACAAACGAAGAAGAGAAGACUUUGAAUAACCUUGUAGGCCUUUUGCAAGAUAUGGUGAAAAAUAUUCCAACAGCGCAAGCACAAACACCAAAACCAACAGAAACAGCAACUAUCAUACUAUCCCACCAAGAGCCUUCCCUCCCAGAGCCUUCUCCAUCUGAAGCAGUUUUGCUAAACUUGAAUCCAAAGACUGAGGGAAUACAAGUAGAGUCAUUGGAAACAGUUGUCCUGACCAAUGAAAAUACCCCAACUACCUCAACAGCAUUUUGGGAGCUCCGAAAUGAUGCAGGUGCAUCAGUCAUUUUACAUUCUGAUACAGCCACUUCAGAAGGAAAUACUGAAGAACAAACAAGUGUAUUUUAUUCUGCUGAAACUACUCCAGAUCAAUCACUGGUCAGUAUGUCAUUUUUGUUGGAAACGGAUACUACCACGCAAAAAGCUAUGACUUUUGAUCAGCUAACAAAUGGAGCUUUGGCAAGUCUGGUGGAGUCUCUAAGGAAUGUGAGAAAAAUGCAUGUGGAACUAACUCAUACCAGUAAUGAACCAAAACACAGUGAAAUUGCUGUGACACAAUCCCCAGAGAAGUCUGUAAGUGCAGAAAUCUUGGAGUUGAUUGACAGACUCAUUGAAACCAUUAAGAAUGCACCUUCCGCAGUUAUAGAAGAUCCAGCUCUCAGUACCUAUCUUGAAAAAGCAGAGAGCUACCUAAAAAGUGCUCUGGAACUAGCAGGAGAAGCAGAGAAGAGGUUGAAAAAGGGAAAAGCAGAGUCGGUGGUGGAAGUAGUGAUUCCUUCCACAGAGUCUGAGAAUGUGACAGUGGUGAUUCCUUCAAUGGAGGCCGAGAACGCGACAGUGGGGAUUCCUCCCUCAGAGUCCGAGAAGGUGACAGUGGUGAUUCCUGCCUCAGAGUCUGAGAACGUGACAAUGGUGAUUCCUCACACAGAGCCUGAAAAAGUGACAGUGGUGAUUCCUCACACAGAGCCUGAAAAGAAGGUGGAAGUGCAGGGGCCUCCCUUAGGCCAGGAGUGGGUGGAGACAGAGAAGAAUGUGGAAGUGGUACUUCCUCCCUUGCCAUCAGAAACUGUGCCCGUAUCAACAGUGGCAGUCCAGUUGUCUCCAUCUCCACCUGAGUCUGUAGCAGAAAAGGCAGAAGAGGCACAAGUGGAAAUGGGGAAGUUAAAAGCAUUCAUUAACUGCUAUAUUUUUAGUCCCCACCUAACUGCAUAUGCACAGAAUUCGGCUAAUAAAAAAGUUGGUGAGGACAUUGUUGAUAGAGCAAUGGCAGUCCUUCAUGCCAUAAAAAGCAUUUUCUGUGGAGAUCCUGAAGGGCAAAGCAAACUGAUGUUGCAGCAGUUGUUAAAGGAAGACAUGGAGCUUGUAAGACAAGCCAUGAAGGAAAAAAGAAUCUCUUAAGAAGACACAUUUGUUUCUUGGUUAGGGUAGAUAUUUUCAUCCAAGUUAUGUAUCACUAGAAAUCAGUUUUGUUGUUUGUAACAGCCAUUUACAUAUAUAUCCAUCGUUUGUAGCC
Lacerta agilis (Sand lizard) is the source of this 1805-nucleotide messenger RNA. RefSeq lists its product as uncharacterized. Gene Ontology annotation, cellular component: acrosomal vesicle. Gene Ontology annotation, biological process: acrosome reaction; fusion of sperm to egg plasma membrane involved in single fertilization. The record is from RefSeq and is a predicted model, not a curated record. NCBI's taxonomy places the organism in Eukaryota, Metazoa, Chordata, Lepidosauria, Squamata, Lacertidae.